Molecule: messenger RNA, 2216 nt
Organism: Peromyscus leucopus (white-footed mouse)
Lineage: Eukaryota; Metazoa; Chordata; Mammalia; Rodentia; Cricetidae
Gene: Dbr1
Product: debranching RNA lariats 1
Exons: 8
Coding region: 152-1795 (547 amino acids)
Biological process (GO): mRNA splicing, via spliceosome
Cellular component (GO): nucleus
Molecular function (GO): RNA lariat debranching enzyme activity
Source: RefSeq, a predicted model, not a curated record
CCGGAAGUUACACAAACGAAUCUAAAGUCGCCGCGGCUCUGUUAAUAUUGGCGGGAGCCGGGCGGGGGACCUGUCUGGUGCCCUCGGCUGUGCGGUCCGGGCUGCGGGUGAUCGAGGGCGUUGCGGUAGAGUUCCGCGGCCCGACGGCACGAUGCGGGUGGCUGUGGCCGGCUGCUGCCAUGGCGAGCUGGACAAGAUCUACGAGACCCUGGCGCUGGCGGAGCAGCGCGGCCCGGGACCGGUGGAUCUCCUUCUGUGCUGCGGCGACUUCCAGGCGGUGCGCAACGAGGCCGACCUGCGCUGCAUGGCCGUACCGCCCAAGUACCGCCACAUGCAGACCUUCUACAGAUAUUACUCUGGAGAGAAAAAGGCCCCGGUUCUCACCAUCUUCAUUGGAGGAAACCAUGAAGCCUCAAACCAUUUGCAAGAGUUACCCUAUGGUGGCUGGGUAGCACCAAAUAUUUACUAUUUAGGUUUGGCUGGUGUAGUAAAAUACCGAGGUAUAAGGAUUGGUGGAAUCUCUGGCAUCUUUAAAUCCCAUGACUAUCGAAAAGGUCAUUUUGAGCGCCCCCCUUAUGAUUCAUCUACCAUAAGGAGUAUAUAUCAUGUGAGAAAUAUAGAGGUCUACAAGUUAAAACAGUUGAAGCAGCCUGUAGAUAUAUUCUUAUCUCAUGACUGGCCAAGAAGUAUAUAUCAUUAUGGAAAUAAGAAGCAGCUUCUUAAGACCAAAUCUUUUUUCCGCCAAGAAGUGGAAAAUAACACGCUAGGGAGCCCUGCUGCCUCGGAGCUGUUAGAGCACCUGAAGCCUGCGUACUGGUUUUCUGCACAUCUUCAUGUGAAAUUUGCAGCCUUGAUGCAGCAUCAGGCCACAGAUAAAGAACAAGCAGGCAAAGCAACCAAGUUUUUAGCUUUGGACAAAUGUUUACCACACAGAGACUUUCUUCAGGUGUUAGAAGUAGAACAUGACCCCAGUGCUCCUGAGUACUUAGAGUAUGACGUUGAAUGGCUUACUGUUCUCAGGGCCACUGAUGACCUGAUCAAUGUGACCCGGAACCUAUGGAAUAUGCCUGAAAAUAAUGGUCUGCAUACAAGGUGGGAUUAUAGUGCAACAGAAGAAGCUAUGAAAGAAGUAAUGGAAAAGCUGAACCAUGACCCCAAAGUCCCCUGUAACUUCAGCAUGACAGCUGCUUGUUAUGACCCUAGUAAGCCACAGACGCAAGUGCAGCUGGUUCACAGGAUCAAUCCGCAGACGACGGAAUUCUGUGCCCAGCUGGGCAUCACAGACAUUAACGUCAUACUUCAGAAGGUCAAGGACAAGCGUUAUCUGUUUGGUGAAUAUGAAGAGCAGGGUGAUCUGGGAACCGAUGACUCUGAAGAAGACCGGAGUGAAUACAACACAGACACAUCUGCCAUGUCCUCCAUUAAUCCAGAUGAAAUCAUGCUGGAUGAUGAGGAGGAGGAAGUUGUAAGUGCUUGCAGUGACAUGAAUACACCUUCUGUAGAACCUUCUUCCGAUCAAGCUUCUGACUUGUCCACAAGCUUUUCCGACGUCAGGAACUUGCCAAGCUCCAUGUUCGUGUCUUCUGAUGAUCCGUCCCAUUCUCCGACUGGUAGGGAGGGGAAACCUGGGGAGACUGUGCAGUCUGGGGAUGAAAAGGACUUAACUGAGUUUCCAUUGAAGAGGCUGAGUAAUGAACAUGAGCCUGAGCAAAGAAAGAAAAUUAAGAGGAGGAAUCAAGCCAUUUAUGCUGCAGCAGACGACGAUGAUAACGAUGAAGACAGGGACUUGUCUUAGUGAUGUAUGUAGUAGGUGAUUUCAAGACCCUGUUUUUAGGGUUGAAUUGUUGAUUUAUUACUGGACUUUGUAAUAAUGAAAUGAUGGAAUUUUAGUUCUCUAUCAACUUUGUUUUUAGGUGUAUGUUUCAGAUAUAAACUUAUUAAAAUUUCAUAUGAAAUUUGGUUGAUGACCAUUUUUUGAAGACAUUCACUUCCAUUUUUGUCAGCACUUGCUGCAUUUGAACUUCGAGAAACUGUUCUCUAAGAAGGGACUAUGAAGAUAAACUAAGAUGGAUUUUGUAAAUGUUUGGAUGCAUAAAGCGCCACUUAAUUGCUGAAAUUAAUAUCCUGUUGGCUUGUGUAUUAUGUUUUAGCCUAAAUUUUUAUGUAACUGGUAGCUGUAUUAAAAGUUAUCUUGGCCCGGUGCAGUUUAAUAUUAA